AUGCCAACGCCAGCCAUCACCCUCAACGACGGACAAACCAUCCCCCCCAUCGCGUUCGGCACCGGAACGGCGCUGUACGCCAAGGAAUGCACUGCCCUCGUCCUCGACGCCCUCGAGACCGGGUAUAGGAGCUUGGACGCAGCGCAGAUCUACGCAAACUCCCAGAGUAUUGGCGACGCAUUGAAGCAGUGGAACGGCAAGCGCGACGACGUCUAUGUGCUCACCAAGUGGGGCAAACGCGACGGCGAGGGUGGUAACGAUCCCCGCGCAGUCCUCGAGAUCGAGCUCAAGAAGCUUGGCGUCGACUAUGUCGACAUGUACCUCAUCCACUCCCCCCUCGUCCCCGACGACUUGCAGAAGGCGUGGGCACAGAUGGAGGAGAUCAAGAAAUCGGGCCUCGCGCGUUCCGUAGGCGUCUCCAAUUUCCGCGAGGAGGAUAUCCUCGAGAUCAGCAAGACCUGGACUCAUGCCCCGGCGGUUAACCAGAUCGAGUACAACCCGUACAACUUCCAUGCACCAAACAUGGAGCGCCUGACAGCCCUCAUGAAGCAGCACAACAUCAAGAUCCAGUGCUACGGCCCUCUUAACUCGGUACACCGCGUCGCGGGCGGUCCUGUUGACCCCGUUGCCGACAAGAUUGCCAAGGAGCGCGGCAGCACGCCCGCACAGGUCCUGCUCCUCUGGGCAUCGCAGUAUGGUGGCGGCACUGUUGUUACCACGUCGCGCAACAAGCAGCGCCAGGCCGAGCAACUCGCGGCAUUCUCUCAGCCGCCCCUCUCUGCGGACGAGGUUAGUGCAAUUGCCCAAGCUGGGCGCGGCAAGUUCCACCGCCAGUUCAUGAAGGAGGUGUGGGACCUUGCCAAGGCGUAG
Messenger RNA from Cutaneotrichosporon cavernicola, 870 nucleotides. RefSeq lists its product as uncharacterized. NCBI's taxonomy places the organism in Eukaryota, Fungi, Basidiomycota, Tremellomycetes, Trichosporonales, Trichosporonaceae. The record is from RefSeq and is a predicted model, not a curated record. Gene Ontology annotation, cellular component: cytosol. Gene Ontology annotation, molecular function: oxidoreductase activity, acting on NAD(P)H as acceptor; aldose reductase (NADPH) activity. Bases 1 to 870 code for a protein of 289 amino acids. The transcript has 5 exons.